This is a messenger RNA of Penicillium cinerascens, 1551 nucleotides long. Its product is annotated as cytochrome P450. Gene Ontology annotation, molecular function: oxidoreductase activity, acting on paired donors, with incorporation or reduction of molecular oxygen; heme binding; iron ion binding. The transcript has 3 exons. Bases 1 to 1551 code for a protein of 516 amino acids. Lineage: Eukaryota; Fungi; Ascomycota; Eurotiomycetes; Eurotiales; Aspergillaceae. The record is from RefSeq and is a predicted model, not a curated record.
AUGCUCGACAUCAUCCAGUUACUGAUCCUGGGGGUCGUCGCCACAGCGGGCUACGUGGUGUUUCGCGGCUCCAGGCACGAUCCACGCGAACCACCAAUGCUGUCGAACGGGAUUCCCAUAAUAAGUCAUCUGCUUGGCGUGAUGUGGUACGGGAUUGGAUAUUGGACAAUGCAAGCAAAGCAAAACGCCUCAUAUUCGAUCUUCGGAAUUGAUUUGCUGGUCACCAAAAUUUACAUCGUUACUUCACCACAGCUGAUGCAGGUGAUCCAGCGUAACAAGAGUCUCAGACUGGAUCCUCUCUUGGAUAUCACUGUGCGCAGCUUUUCUGGCAUUACUAACAAGAAGACCCUGGAUCUGCUGGUUGACACCACCUCUGGUGGCCAGGGCUUCUCUCAGAAGCUGAUGCAUUCGCUGGCUCCUACGAUGAUUGGAAAAUCACUUGAUGAAAUGAACAUCCGGAUGGUUCGCUACAUGACACCCCUCAUCGAUGAAUUGGGCGACAAAGCCCCGUUCGAUCUGUACAUGUGGUGUCAGGAUGCCAUUACUGAUGCCAGCACUGAUACCAUGUAUGGACCGAUGAACCCGUUCAAGGAUAAGGAAAUUUCGGACGCAUUCUGGGACUUCGAAAAAGGUCUCGGGGCGCUCAUGCCCAAUAUUUUGCCCUGGCUUACUGCACACAAGCCCUGGAAAGCUCGCCAGAAGAUGUCCGCAGCGAUAUUGAAGUAUCAUCAAAAUGGAGGGAUCGAACACGCAUCUGAGUUGAUCAAGUUGAGGCACACUUCAACCCUCGGGGCAGGAAUUACGCCGGAAGAGUAUGCGCUUCUAGAGGUGCCGAUGCCGAUAGGCUUUCUCUCAAAUACCGUUCCGGCAACCUUCUGGUCUAUCUACGAUAUCUACUCUCGACCGGAGCUUCUCGAUGACCUUCGUAAAGAGGUAGAACUUAACGCCCUCUUUACUCGGGCCGACGGCACGCAUGUUAUUGACAUCGGUGCCCUGCGGGGCAGCUGUCCGCUUCUCCUGUCUACAUUCCAAGAGAUCUUGCGUGUUCGCACUAUGUCGUCCCCCACGCGUUUUGUGACUCAGGAUACCAUCAUCGCCGAUAAGUACCUCGUCAAAGCAGGCAACCUCGUCACCAUGCCGUCCUUGGAGAUGGGGAAACGGCCCGAAGUAUGGGGAGAAACAGCGGAAGUCUUUGACGCCCACCGAUUCAUGACAGGCGCGUCCUCAAAAGCCGACCCAGGUGAGCGAGAGCCUCGACGUGCUGGUGGAUUCAUGACAUUUGGUGUAUCUCCAACCAUCUGCCCCGGACGUCACUUUGCCAGCUCUGAAAUCUUGGGAAUGGUGGCUACCAUGAUCCUGCGUUAUGAUAUCUCUCCUCUAAGCGGGACCUGGGAAGAGCCAGAGAAGUCCUCGUCAUCCCUUGUGUCGAUCAUGACUCCCGUGAAGGGUAAAUUUCCAGUCACUGUGAAGCGAAGGCAGGAAUACGAAGGCACCAAAUGGGACUUCCAUGUGGAGGAGGGCAAAGGACAGUUUCCGUUAGUAAUUGGGUAA